Messenger RNA from Dinoponera quadriceps, 2047 nucleotides. RefSeq names its product signal recognition particle subunit SRP68 (gene Srp68). Bases 111 to 1838 code for a protein of 575 amino acids. Gene Ontology annotation, biological process: SRP-dependent cotranslational protein targeting to membrane. The transcript has 3 exons. Gene Ontology annotation, cellular component: signal recognition particle, endoplasmic reticulum targeting. Lineage: Eukaryota; Metazoa; Arthropoda; Insecta; Hymenoptera; Formicidae. Gene Ontology annotation, molecular function: endoplasmic reticulum signal sequence receptor activity; signal recognition particle binding; 7S RNA binding. The record is from RefSeq and is a predicted model, not a curated record.
UUAGCGGGUAACAUCGUCGAGUGUACUACAGCUGGCGCUAAAGUUGCACCAGACGUCGUAGCAUGUUUAUAUUUCCUCUUUACGAGGCUUGAGUACGUGGUCGGAACACGAUGGUGGUCGAGGAGAAGAUGGAUUUCUCGAGAGAGAACGCGCUGCAGAACGACGUGACAGCGAAGGAGCCGAAAACGUAUUCUUUAGAAAUUUUGAAAAUAAUAAAGGAAGCCCAGCAGCAACAUGGCCUGCGGCACGGUGAUUACCAACGAUAUCGUGGUUACUGUUCAAGAAGACUCAGGAGACUGCGGAAGGUACUGAAAGUGCCACAGGGUGACAGACGUCACUUCAAGAGGAAAGACAUCACCCCUGUCAUGGUCAGUGAGGACAAAUUCUUGCAAGUGCCCUUGAUAAUGGCCGAACGUGCCUGGAGUUACGCGAUGCAACUGCGCCAGGAAUCUAAUACGGAACCGAGGAAAAAGUUUCAUCUGAUAUCGAGACUAAAGAAAGCAGCUGCGUAUUCCUUGCAGUUACAGGAUUUGAUAGAGAAAGUGAACUGCGACGCGCGCACCAAACUGGAAGCCCAGGCGUACGUGGCUUGGAUGAACGGUUCGCUGCAGUUCGAGCUGCAGCUGUGGAAACAGGCCAUGGAGAACCUGAAGAAGGCUCAGGUGGUGUACGGCAACCUGGCGUCCGCGUUGCCGGAGGCGGAGCAGGUCAUGUACAAGGCGCGGGUGGAGGAAUUGGCGCCCAGUCUGAGGUACUGCGCGUACAACAUCGGCGACACCAGCGCUAUAGACGAUCUCAUGCAGAUGCGCGGCCAGCUGAGCGGCGAGCUGAUGGCCAGCCUGGACUCCCUGAUCGCGCAGACGCGCGAGAAGCAGGCCAGCACGGAGGAGGUAACGUGGCGCGGCAAGUCGUGCGGGACCGUUCCGCCGAGGGCGGCCGGCUUGAUCAUCGCGGACUCCAGGCUGAAUCAAGCGCUGGAGAAAGCCGCGACCAAUCAGGCGAAGAUCGACCUGCUGGAAGCGCAUCUGAUCGACUGCAAGGACGCGCUGUUGGCGGUGCGCGAUCACUUCAAGAACGAGCUGAAGAGCCGUUGCGAGAGCAACGACAAGUGGUCGGCGCCGCAGCAUCUGAUCAAUUAUCUGCAGUACAUCCGGCUGUCGCGCACGCUGGAGCGCAACCUGGCGCUGGUCAGCGCGGCGGAGGAGUCCGAGAAGGCGAAGCCGCAGGAUAUCGUGCGGCUGUACGAGGCCGCUCUGCAUAACCUCGUGGAGAUCUCCCAGCUGCAGGAGGACGCGGACUUCUUGGAGGAGCAGACCGCGAAGACGAAGGGCUACCGGGCCUUCCGCUGCUACUACAUAGCCCAGUCGCUCGCCAAUCUUCACCGUUGGCGCGAAGCUAUGGCGCUCUAUCAGAGAUCGCUGCAGCAUGUGAGAGACGCGCUCAAGUACAGCCAGAUCCUGCCGGACGCCUUGAGGGCGGCCCUGUGCAAGCUGGAGGCCUCCGUGGAGGCCGCCCAGUACGCCGCCCACGCUCACAGCGUUCUCGAGGAUCACGAGGAGGAGGGUGGCACGAGCAAGCACGCCAAGAGCAAGAAGCCCAUGUACGAGCGCUUGCACGAGUACAGGGAGGACCCGGCGCUUCUCACCAAGCAGCCGAACGUCUACAAACUGCCGCCGCCGAUGCGCAGCAUCCCCUGCAAGCCCCUGUUCUUCGACCUGGCCUUCAACAUGGUCGAGUUCCCCGAUCUGUCGCACAAAAUGGGCGAUCAGGCCAAGAGGGGCCAGGCCGGCUUCGUCAGCGGCUUCGUCAAGGGUCUCUGGGGUUGGGGGAACAAAUAAAUAUCGUUUCGCGCGCGAUUCAAGGGUCGACAGGUUCUUGGACGCACGUAGACAGUACAACGCGGUGUAUCGUUUUAUAUGCCGUGUUCCUCUCUUUUUACGACAAGCCGGGCGCCGGAGCACUGUACCUCCGGUGUAUACGUAUAAAUGGGAUUUGCACUGUAACAAUAUUGCCGGGGAUGAAAAUAAAACGGAAUACUUGCUGUACA